GCAAUGUCCGAUGUGCUCUGUUUGGGAGAGGCCUCCGUUGUCAUCACCGACGCCAUAUUAUCCUCUCUAGGGUUUCUAAAUGGAGGCGUUUGCGGCUUGCCCUGCAUGACCCCGGCCUCGCAUUGGCCUAGAGUACGCACAUCUGCCCCAAUAAGCCAGCUCGCGAUAGACAUCGCUGUCGGACAAAAUAAGGAGAAUCCCCCGAAUGCGUACACGACAGCUAUCAUUAACAAUGGACGACAUGAAUGCCACUCAGUUUAACCUCCUCGCUCUUGACAUCGUGUCUUGGCCGGCGAGCAAACCCUUCGGCGGGGCACCAUGGGAGGAGAAGGAGAAUUUCCCAACCUGUGAGCAAUUACUUGCACCCAGCCCAGCAAACACCCCUUCAAACGAACGCCGCAAGGCUAUGCAAUACCUAGCAGAUUCCUCCUGGAAUUCUGCCCACUCGCUCCCCUGCCAAUCGCCGACACCUUUACCCCCUCUGCAGGACGAUGACCAGGUCGCGCCGCACCAAAGUCCGAGGAGGAGGCGCUGCACUGUCUCGACUGGCAUGCCACUGGCCACACGACAAGGCUGCGGAAUCUCCAAGUCUCUUGCAGCUGGACUAAUGUUUCGCCUCGGCCUGUCAACCAUCCCUCAGUCUUCUAGAAGAAGGACUCACAGCUCUAUUCCAUACCGAGCCCCCUGCACAACCUCCUCCGCCGUAGGCGGGAUGGCAUCAUCCCCCAAAUUUCCAUCCGCGCCUGCUUAUGCAACACUCUUCGACACCUUCGUCGGCAAUCUUUCUGGAAUACUGUGAAACACCCCUGCAGCGAUUUACGGCUUCCAAGAAAAGUCCCCUCGCAAUAGGUUCCAUGUCCGGCAGGGGAUCAGGGGCAUGCGGAUGAAGAACUAUCAGCCGGGUUUCGCUCCGCUGGCCAGUUUCCUCAGAAAAGUCCUCACGCU
This is a messenger RNA of Colletotrichum phormii, 945 nucleotides long. RefSeq lists its product as uncharacterized. The transcript has a single exon. The record is from RefSeq and is a predicted model, not a curated record. The coding region runs from base 206 to 799 and encodes 197 amino acids. Lineage: Eukaryota; Fungi; Ascomycota; Sordariomycetes; Glomerellales; Glomerellaceae.